CCUAUGAUUAUUCUAAUACAUACUGCCUCAGUUUAUAGCAUGGUAUCAGAGCUGCCAAGGGGGGUUACGCAUCUUUCUUCUUCCUCAAUUUAAAGCCGCGCAGUGUGCGCGUCUUCGAGUGCAGAAGAAAAUCUGCCGUCUUCGAUCUUCGUCGUUUGGCUCGGCACCAGCGUGUCCUAGGAGCCGGCGAAUAUGGGGGAUACUACAUCGCCCUAUUACCUUGACUCCGGUGAUCAACCGGGCAACCUUAUAGCACAUAUGAUUUUCAAGGGGGUUCGAACACACGCUGUGGCGACCUCUCUGCUACCAGCGGCCGAAGGCUCGAGUUCAUUUAAUACGGACAAUAUCGGUUUGGCUAAUUUAAGCAAUGAGCAGGUUAAGGCUGUUUUGAAUUUAAUUAAAGAAGAUGCUCGAACUUGUGACCGAAAAUCGGGUAAAUAUUCUUGUGUCAAGUGGAUUAUUGAUACCGGGGCCUCUCAACAUGUUACGAGUGAUGUGACGUGUCUUGUUGAUCCCGUGACUAUUCCUGCUUGUUCGGUUGGAUUGCCGGAUGGGCGUACUGUGAGUGCGGUCUUGACCGGCCGUGUACCAUUAUCUCGGGAGCUGAUUCUUGAUCAUGUUCUCUACGUGCCUGGACUGAAUUGCCAUCUCAUUUCUGUUUCACAAUUGGCAGAUCAAUCUAAUUGCCUUGUCACUUUUACUAACAAUUUUUGUGCUAUACAGGACCUACGCUCGAGGAACCUGAUUGGAGCCGGUGAAAGACGGGAUGUGCUCUUUUAUUUUAGAGGAGUGACGACAUUGCAUACUGUUCAGACAUCAGCAUUCUCGGAGUUUGAACUGUGGCAUCGUCGAAUGGGUCAUCCUUCUGAUCGGGUCCUGAAAUUAUUACCUGUUAUUGCUUCCAGUUCUUCUCAGAAAAAGUUGAAUAAAGCUUGUGAGGUGUGUCCACAAGCCAAACAAGUUCGUGAUUCUUUUCCUGCUAGUAAUAAUAAAGCAAGUAGGAUACUUGAACUUAUUCACUGUGAUCUGUGGGGACCCUAUAAAACCCCGUCCACUUGUGAUGCUGUUUACUUUCUUACUCUUGUGGAUGAUUUUUCACGCGCUGUGUGGGUAUAUUUAUUGCGUGAUAAAAAGGAGGUUCAUCAAUAUUUUCUCUCAUUUAUCGCUAUGGUUGAAAAACAAUUUUCACUUUCUGUCAAAAUUGUGCGUAGCGAUAAUGGGACUGAGUUCAAAUGCAUGCAACCAUAUUUUGACACUCAUGGAAUUUUAUUUCAAACUUCCUGCGUCCAUACACCCCAGCAAAAUGGGAGAGUGGAGCGCAAACACCGACACAUCUUAAAUGUUGCACGUGCCUUGAUGUUUCAAGCUAGUCUGCCUAUUACAUUAUGGGGUGAAUGUGUACUUACAGCUGUGCAUUUAAUUAAUCGCACUCCGUCUGGAGUUUUGGGUGGGAAGACACCCUAUGAACUUUUGCAUGGUGUUCCGCCCAAUUUCUCUCACUUGCGCGUAUUUGGCUGUCUUUGCUUUGCUCAUAAUGCUUACUCACGAGGAAAUAAAUUCUCUCCACGGAGUCGUCGUGGUGUUUUUGUUGGCUAUCCACAUGGUAAAAAGGGGUGGAAGAUAUUUGAUUGGCACACGGGUGAAAUUUUUGUGUCCCGAGACGUGAUUUUUCAUGAGGAUGAUUUUCCUUUCUCGACACCUAUGCAUGAGCCCCAGGUAGUUUUGGCGCCGGACAGUACAACUACACCUAUGGUGGUUGAUCCCGAUCCUGUAGUUGUGACUCCGGCAGCGGCAGAACCUCCUCCGACAGCCCCUACAAACGCCACAACUGUGCCUGCUCAAUCUGAAACUGAAUCCCUCGGCCGUGGUCUACGCUCGCGGCGUCCGUCUAUUUUGCUACGUGAUUUUGUCACACAUCACGUCCAAAAAUUGAGCCCAUCCCCGUCAGCCACCUCCUCCGUUAGUUCCUCAGGGCAUGAACCCCGAUCAUUUAAAGAGGCAAUGACCGAUGUCGGUUGGCGUCAGGCUAUGCAAAGUGAGAUUCAGGCACUAGAAAAUAAUCAUACUUGGGUUAUGGAGCCGCUUCCGCCAGGUAAAAAGGCUCUUGGAUGCAAAUGGGUGUACAAAAUUAAGUAUCACUCUGAUGGCACUGUUGAACGUCUUAAGGCUCGUCUUGUUGUGUUCGGUAAUCACCAGCAAGAAGGUAUUGAUUAUACUGAGACAUUCUCCCCCGUGGCGAAAAUGGUUACUGUUCGCAUGUUUUAGCUGUUGCUGUCGCUAAAAACUGGGAAUUACAUCAACUGGACGUUCAUAACGCUUUUCUUCACGGGGACUUGGAUGAGGAGGUCUACAUGAAACCUCCUCCCGGAUUUCUUUCUUCUCGGCCUGGGCAGGUGUGCCGACUGAAGAAGUCAUUAUAUGGCUUACGUCAGGCACCUCGAUGUUGGUUUGCAAAAUUGACUGCUUCUUUGAAGCAAUAUGGAUUUCGGCAAUCUUAUUCUGAUUAUUCUCUCUUCACUAUGCAUCAGGGGUCGGCUCAAUUAUAUGUCCUCAUUUAUGUUGAUGACUUAAUUAUCGAAGGCAAUGAUUGUGGUGCAAUCUCUCGCUUUAAAUCUUAUCUGCAUAAAUGUUUUCAUAUGAAAGAUCUUGGUAUUCUUAAGUAUUUUCUUGGGAUUGAAGUGGCUCGAAGCACUGAUGGUCUUUUCCUUUGUCAGCGCAAAUAUACACUGGACAUUAUUUCUGAAGCCGGUCUUCUUGGGGCAAAACCUGUGGCCUUCCCUAUUGAACAAAAUCAUGGCUUGGCUCUAUCUCAGAGCGCUCUUUUGGCUGAUCCGGAAUCAUAUCGCCGGCUUGUUGGUCGUCUUAUUUACUUAUCCUUUACCCGACCAGACCUGGCCUAUGUUGUUCAUAUUUUAUCUCAGUUUAUGCAGGCUCCCCAACAAGAUCAUUGGAUGGCAGCCUUAAGGGUUGUUCGGUACCUUAAAGGCUCCCCGGGUCAGGGAAUACUUUUCAGCUCUAUUUGUGAUUUGACUCUUACAGGCUGGUGUGAUUCGGAUUGGGCCAGCUGUCCCCUUACGCGCCGUUCUCUUACAGGCUGGAUAAUUUUUCUGGGAUAUUCUCCCAUCUCGUGGAAGACAAAGAAACAACACAUUGUGUCUCGCUCCUCAACCGAGGCCGAGUAUAGGUCCAUGGCGGAUACCACGGCCGAACUAAAAUGGGCUAAGGGUCUUCUUCUUAGUCUUGGCAUUGAUCAUUCGAGUUCUAUGUCCUUAUUUUGUGAUAGUCGUUCCGCUCUUCAUAUUGCACAUAACCCGGUAUUCCACGAGCGCACCAAGCACAUUGAAGUUGAUUGUCACUAUGUUCGCGAUGCUAUUCAGAAUGGGUUGCUCGUUGCUCGUCAUGUUUCUACUACGGAUCAACUUGCUGGCAUCUUCACUAAAGCUUUAGGCAAGCGUCAAUUUCUCUACCUUCUUGGCAAGUUGGGCAUUUUUGAACCCCAUGCUCCAACUUGAGGGGGGUGUUAGCGUGUUAGUGGAUUAAGGGCUUAGCCCAUUUUAUAUUUGUUUGUAUUUACUUGUAUAUUACUAUGGGCUAAGGGCUUGAAUCAUUACGGAACAUCUUGUAUAUAUAUUACUUCAAUCUUGAUCAAUAGAGACAUACGAGUUUAUACCC
This is a messenger RNA of Cuscuta epithymum, 3672 nucleotides long. Lineage: Eukaryota; Viridiplantae; Streptophyta; Magnoliopsida; Solanales; Convolvulaceae. The record is from the annotation of a GenBank genome assembly.